Messenger RNA from Spodoptera exigua (beet armyworm), 643 nucleotides. NCBI's taxonomy places the organism in Eukaryota, Metazoa, Arthropoda, Insecta, Lepidoptera, Noctuidae. The record is from the annotation of a GenBank genome assembly.
AUGUUUCCUGGCGAUGGUACGCUUCAUUGGGUGCCUGUGACCAAUAGCCAAUUACCGCCGGACGCAUUAAUUGGUGGCUUCGAAAACGAACUCACGUAUAUAGCCAGGGCACAUCACAAUCGGUCAAUUUGCCCUGGACGGUAUGUGCCCUCCGCUGGAGCAGCUUUUGUUCCCUGGGGAGGGAGAGCACAUAAAAAGCGACAAUUUGAGAUUUUAUGCGGAUUUAAUGCUAUGUGGGUUAAAACAAGAUCGAACCUCAUCCCACCGAACGCAUUCGUUGGUGGAACAUCAGAAAUAGCGAACGAGCCAUUGUACAUAGGAAGAGCUAUGAUUGACCAAAAUCUCAUAUCUGGGAAAGUAUACACCCGUUACCAUCUCUGCUAUUUACCGUACAAAGGCAGGGAAGUUGAAGUAUCUUCUUACGAAAUAUUAGUUAUACCAGAGAAUGAAAUACCAUAAACUUUGCCGUUUACAUAUUAACUGCCAGGAUGCAGCAUGCAAUAUGCAGCACAAUAUUCUUCGUGUGAUCCAAAAAUUGUCGUUCUAGGUCUGGUUGAGACUGUUUGAGACAAGACUCGGGUGUGAAAUUGUAGGUAUGUUUUAUAUAGGACACAGAGAUUUAGAAGAUUUUUUUAAUGUAAGC